UAUGGCGUCGCACACAGCACGAAGCAGAAGCACAUGAGAAUGCUAGCUAACAUGGAGUAGACUAUGCAUCUUUUCAGUGUAAGGCAGCUCUGUGUAUCUUUGCUAAACAACGUCUAACGUCAAAGCAAAGCACCAUGUGUUAUUUUGGGAGCGUUAUUUGUAUGUUUUUCACGGUUACAGCAAUAAGUAAUGGGGCGUCACGUAGCUAGCUAAAUGCUAACAGUGUUUUGAUCACUUGAGGGAGGCAGUCUGUUGACCUUGUAGGCAGUUUAGUCAUAGGUUGUAAUAGUAUUUAAUUAUUUGUGCUAACUAUUUGCGUAAUGUGUCUGAGGGUGUAAAAUGUCAGUCAGAUACUAUUAGCUUAACGCCCAUUGAGUUAGCGUUAUAGCGCUGAAAUUAAGGACGUCCUAGUGUCGUGUUUCACCCUUUAUAUCGUCUAUAAUAAUAAUAAUGGCUGUCCGGGUGACAGAGGAGGUCGUGAGAUGGAGCCUGCGCUAUUGCAGCCGCAGGUCUCCAGUGCAACUGCGCAGUUUCUUGUUGACAACAUCCAUCAAAGACAGAUCUUUCCCAAGUCAGCAGUUUGCACACAUUUGGGGCACAAGGCAAAGCCAGACGUGCCUGGAUAGGAGUCCUGUCAGCUCAGUGAGGUUUUACUCCUGGGGUGGGAUUCACAGUCAGGACUUGGAAGAGAAGGAGCAUCUCUCUUCACGGUUGGGACAGUCUUCGCUGCCCGCUGAGAUCCAAUCUGAUGAGAGGAGUACGGCUUUCUCGGACCACCUUCGGCACUGUGGCUCCCCAUCAGACGUGCUGGACCUCACCUCUCAAUACUCGCCCACAGUUCGACAGGUCAGCAACUGCCUGACCCACAUGUGGUCCACCACUAAGAAGAUGUCCGACGAGCAGCGGCGCUAUGAGCUGCAGCUGAUGUUCGAGCAUCCUGAAUUCGACAAGCUUCUGCAGAAGGCCAUGAAGAGAGUGGGGCACAUGCGCAGUGACGACUUGGCUUAUUCUCUCCUGGGUAUGGUCAAACUGGGUGUUCCCCAAGGUAGCCGUGUGGUCCAGACUUUCCUCCGAACCUGUCAGGAGAAUCUGAAUGACUUUGAUGAGAAGGGCCUGUCCAUCUUGGCCUCCUGUCUGGAACACAUGGAGGGCAACGCCAACGUCGGUGCACUUAAAGAGGGCAUGAGGUUGGUAGUUGAGGCCCGUCUUCCCAGGAUCAAGAAUGUUAUGGCUCUUCAGACCAUGAUGCGUCUGUUGGGGAAAGAUGCCCCACUGGACCUCAAACGGAAACUCGAGAGAAAGGCUCUAUCAAUGACAGACCAGUUCAGCCUUCCCAACACCCAGUACAUGAUCUCCACUAUGGCCACGAUGGGCUUCUACUCCAAACCACUGUUGGAUGUCUGCAGUAAGACGAUUAAAGAAAACCUCAAUGGAAUCCCCUUCAACAGAUUGUAUAAAGUCCUGCAGUCCUGUAGGGAGCUGCACUACAGAGACUUAGAUCUGCUCACUGGCAUUUCAGAAUACAUCGCCUCUAUAAUAGACAUAUGGACCAAAAAACAGGUGGUCCUCUUCCUGUCUGUGUUUGACAACCUCGCCUUCUGUCCCGCCGCCUUAAUGGAGGCAUUCGCGAAGAAGGUGAUCGCCAAUCCAGAUGCCCUGACACUUAAAGACCUCCUCUGUGUCCUCAAGGUGUACUCCUCGCUUAACUAUGACCUGCAGCACCAAAGACAACAGUUCCUGGAGAGUCUGAGUGGAGCUCUGGACUCCUAUCUGCCCAAGAUGUCCGGGUUUGAGUUGUUAAAGGCUGUGUACCAUCUUUGUCUGCUGGGCCACUUCCCCUCUGCACCACUGGAGCAACUCCUGCAGAGCAUUUCACUGGAGAAGUUUAGCACUACAGCACCCAGGUUUCUCCCCAACCAGGAGAGGAUGUUUCAGACGGUGAACUUAUGCCUCGGUCUUGAGCGUCCUCCGCUCCCUCAGCCCCUGACGGUCCCCCCAUCUGUCCUGGGAGACCCCGUCCCCAGCAGUCCGCCGGUCAACCCGUGGCUCUCGCAGGGCCUGCGGAGUGUGUUGGGGGACCAGGCGGACUCGAUGCUGCAGGAGAUGGUGGUGGUGGAGAACUUCUACCUCAUAGAUGCUGUGAUAACCAAACCUCUGCUGAACCAAACCUCUGUGACUGAAGCCGGUAGUCGUGCAGGAGAAGAGUGUCCUCCAGCAGAGAGCAGUCAAAGAAUUGCAGUAAUUUGCACACCACACUCUGGUUUCUGCCAUGGCACGUCCAAUCCCCGCGGCCCUCUGGCUGUCAAGAUUCGCCACCUGAAGAUCCUGGGAUACAACCCUGUCUUGGUAACGGAGCAGGAGCUGCAGUCUGAGGAACAGAGGACAGACUUCCUCAGGGGACGGAUUUAUCCAGAACACCUCAGCUCAGACACGCAACCCGAAGGGGACCACCGGGGGUCUUGAAGACAGAUGGCGAGGGCCAUAUCUGGUUGAGUAGUCCCAACCUGUGCAAUCAUCAUGAACACACAGAUUUCGUUGUGCUAUUUAAAGCCUUGUAAACAAUUAGGAAGGAAUUAAAGUAUUUAAAUACGUCUGAAUAAAUUGAGGAACACAAACGAAGAGAACCUGAACCUUUCUUUGGGUGUGUGCUCCCUAACCCAGUGUGUAAAAGAGUGACUGUGAGGAUGGAAAAAUGGUCUUUUAUCAUCUUUUGCUAACAGAAACAAUGUGUUAAUCUUGCUGAUGCUUGCGGAGGUUGAUGAGUAAGACCAUGCCGCAGAAUGAAACCAAGAAAAGUGGUGCGUGCUGAAACCAAGAAAAGUGGUGCGUGCGCUUGCAAUAACUGCAAGGUGAGCAAGGUAAAGCUUCGCUCUUUGAAGCAGCCGCAUCUGCAGAAAGAACGACGACGGUUUAAAGAAAACAGUAGAGGGAGGAAGACAGGAAAUGGUGCAGGUUGUUAUUGUUUGAAGUGUUUGCCUCUCCUAGUUGUAAAUCUGGUUCUCAUCAACUUUCACAAAGCUGUGAUGUUUCUACCUUCUCAGAAAGAAAAGCCUGGACGGAGAUACGUGUAUUUAGAUUUUUUUUUUUGACCUGUAACGACUUUUUACAUUUUGAUAUUGUGGUCGAUCGUGACUCAUAUCUCACCACGCAGGUUUACAAGUGGAGUAAACCUUUUGAAUGUGGUUAAAUCCCCUCAUUCAGACACCCCCUUGUGUUUCGACCACAAAGAGGGAUUCCAGCUGAAGAUCUGUGUGUUAAACAGAAAGCGACACAGAAAGCUGGGUGCACUCUUUUUUUAUUGUUUUAUAAAACCACAACUGCCAAAGAAAGAACUGCUACUUUCGCUACGUCGACACAUAACUCGUACUGAAAUACAAAAAAAAGGAACUGAAGAAAACUUGACUCCUAAUAUUACACCAUCCAGGGCGAGCUGGUGCAAGGAACCCCCCCCCCCCCCCACCGUGUUUGCGUCUGAACUAACGGGGAUGAGAUGCACGGGUGAUCAGAAGUGUCGUGGUAUCGGGAUCUGAACCCCUCUGUUCUUCUUGCGGUUCUUGUGUGCUUUGGGUUUGGUGUUCAUGUAGUCACUCUGGGAGUCCGACCUCCUCCAGUUGACCUGUAGGAAGGAUGAACGACAGCGUUACGUCUGUGAAGGGUCAGAAUGAUGCUGCAGCGAUCAUCGAGGAUGUGGAGCACAUGUCUUUAUUCUUUUUUUUUUUUUUCUCGGAUUUUGGGGACCUGACUUACAUGUCAUAAUAAAGGUGGAAUUUGUAAAGGCUUAUUUUUGGGCCAAGAAAUAAAUAAAUACCCGCAGAAAUACGAUUUUCCCAAAGAGAAUUUAAUUGUGAAGGUGAGAAAGCUGUUGGGGAGAUUUAUUUCACAACGCUUCUUCACCUGGUGUUAGUUUAUAUGUGAGGAAUAUCUUACCCAGAUGAUGCUGGCAAUGAUGGUGAUGAUCACGCUGUAGAUGCAAAGAAAUACCAGCCCCAGAAUCCAAAUCCAGAGGAAUCCAUCUUUCUGAUCUCCACUUGCUUUAGGUGUUAUGGAGACAUUGUUGAAGUUGCAUUGGUGUCCUGGAAGAAACAAUCAGGGAGUAGUCAGUGCACUGGGCUAGGAGGUGUGUUCCUUUUUAAAACCUCGUAGGAAUACUUACCUUCCACAAGCAUUAGCAUCCACAGAGUACUUCUCCUGAAGGGAGGAGGGAACAUGUCUGUGCCCUCACACCUGUAGAUACCAUAGCUGUUGGCAUUCACCCCGGUGAGCGUGAAACUGAACGAUUCAUUGUCCGUGUUUUCACGCACUUCCACGCCAGCCCUGGUGUAUCUCGGUUUACAGGUGGGUGCCUGCUUGUCACGGAUGUACAUUUGGUUGUAGAUCACUUCAUCGUCUUGGUAAAGGUCGAAUGUCACGUGUUGGCCGGUCAACUUCGGGCAGGGCACAGACACGUUGUCUCCGGCAGGCACACAGACAAUUUGUAUCUGGUCUGGACAGAGAGAGAGAGAGAAAGGUGUGAUUAGGAUUCAAGGGGGGAAAUUGCAUUCUGAUUACUCGCACAGUAUAAUGUCAGAUCUCUGAUUGCUGAGGAAAUAGAAACAUGAUGGAGUAGCCCAUCAUGGUGUUUGUUAAUGCAGUAAAAACCAAACGCCUUCUUACAGCUAUAACUCCUGCAAAGAUUCAUUUAUUUGCUUUCAAUUCCCCCAACUGAAAUUCAGCUUUUGAUACUCGUCAUUUCACAGCCACUCCGCCCCCGUAUAGAAUUUGUUCAAUAGCAGCACAUCUCUACAUUUACCUCCUUUUAACCUAGCCUCACAUUUCACAAAAAGCAGAGACGGAUAUUUACCAUGUGAGUGGCACACUUGAGUCAGCCCACUGCCUGACUCAAGUGUGCCACUCCCGAGGCGGCGUUUAUUUUGUUUUUGUGCCGUUUGUUGCAGGGAAUAGUGUCGAGCUGAAUGUGCUCUGUGUGUAAACAGCAACGGUCCUAAAGUUGAGGCAACACUUUCUUUUGAGAUUCCUCUGUGGACUCUGGUAGAUGUUGGUUCACAUUAAGAUGUCUCACCCCACAAAUGCAGCCAUCAGGAGACAACAAGGUUCAUUUUAGGAAUGAAUAAACAGCCAGUAAGUGAGGAUAUAUAUCAAGCUACAGAGGAGCACCUUCCUGUUCCUUAAGACUCAACGUCCCACAUUUUACGUGCAUAAACUUAACCAAAGCUGUCAACCAGAGAGUAGCUACAAAACCUUUUCCCGCUGCAAUUCAUCAACUCAAGUGUCCGUGCACUACUACUGAGGGGGCAAACCUCAGAUGAACCCAAACAGUCCCACUGUAACCACAUAUACACGGUUAGGUCUCUCGCAAUUACUUGUAAUAGUUGUUUCUUGCAAAACUACUUUGAAUUCCACAACCAUCUGAAUGCUAAUAAUGUGUGUGUUGCAAUAAAGUCCACGCUUUACCUUUGCAGGCGUCCUGGAACUUGGUGGUGUGAAAUAACCUGCAGCUCAGGAGCAUCAUGAGCACCCAGCACGCUCUCAUCUUGAUCUUUUUGCGCCGAGACUGUGAACUCGCCCCCCAAGGCUUUCUCUCAUCUGCUCAAACUCCAAGCUCCUUCAGCGGGCUGCAUUGACUGUACGCUGAAAGAGAAAUCUGAUCUGGUUACUCCAAUAUCAAACCUGGUAAUACAUCAUAUCCUCACUGUGCAAUUCAAUUGUGACAUCGAAGCACUCCCACGGUGCUGCAGCGAGUGAGCCUCACACAUCCUCUCAUGCGGGAAAACAUCCUGUGGCAGAAAACGCCUCUUCUGAAGUUUCCGUUCUCUCCCAUGGGUUUGUGACAUUUGACGACUUCAGCGUUUAAUUCAUGUAAAACUAUUAUGUGUUUAUUUAGACCCAAAAGUCAUUGGAAGACAGUUCUGUUCCUAUCAAGUGAACUGGUUGUUUGUUUUAUUGAGAAUGAGGGAGAUGAAAACACACACAAACAACUUUUUAUUACCCAUUUUAAACAUUUAAAAGCUUUUGCAUGAAAGUACGGACAUUGAUCACAGUAGCAAUGCUGGCAUGAAUGCAAAUAGGCACUUUAAAACAGAAUAUGAUAAAGUAUUGUGUAAAUAUGUGUAUUUUCUGCUCAAGUUUUCAUUAUUUGGUUAAUAAAAAAGACAUGGCUGUGUCCACAAAAUGGGGCUGAGUAAAAAAGUGCAGUAGCUUUAUAUGUCCACUAGAUAGCGCCAACGCGUUAAUAACAGUUAUCUGCAGCUACAAACCAGGAAAAUUGCUUUUCAGAUACAAUUUUAUUUUAAUUGCAACAAUGUAUAACUUUGUUUCAAUGCAUGUUCCUGUUUUAUACAGGUUUGCCUGCCCAGAGCAUGGAUUAGAGACCAUUAAAGGGUGGCAAAUACUGACUUUGUGUGGCAACACAUGGUGUCGGAUUCAUGGGAUUGUAAAAUGGGGAUUAUAGCAUUUCUAAAAUGUUGUCUGUAAUUCUGACUCUGAAAAUGGAUGAUGGGGGAUUGACGGGUUAGUAAUGCCAUGUGUCCAUAUGGAUAACAUGCAAUAAUCUCCUAAUCUGGAAGUCCCUUUUGUCUGGUGGUGGUGGCUUUAGGAGAGCAUCAGCAAGAACC
This is a messenger RNA of Anarrhichthys ocellatus (wolf-eel), 6611 nucleotides long. It is a transcript of the gene fastkd2, whose product is annotated as FAST kinase domains 2. The transcript is spliced from 11 exons. NCBI's taxonomy places the organism in Eukaryota, Metazoa, Chordata, Actinopteri, Perciformes, Anarhichadidae. Gene Ontology annotation, cellular component: mitochondrial matrix; ribonucleoprotein granule. Gene Ontology annotation, molecular function: RNA binding. The coding region runs from base 451 to 2463 and encodes 670 amino acids. Gene Ontology annotation, biological process: mitochondrial RNA processing; regulation of mitochondrial mRNA stability. The record is from RefSeq and is a predicted model, not a curated record.